Messenger RNA from Iphiclides podalirius (scarce swallowtail), 240 nucleotides. Lineage: Eukaryota; Metazoa; Arthropoda; Insecta; Lepidoptera; Papilionidae. The record is from the annotation of a GenBank genome assembly.
AUGACAGGAUACGCAAGGCUUUUGCUUCUAUGCAGUCCACGAGCAUGGGACUACCAUAAGAGUGAAAGCGAAAACAAUCCAAUUAACAAGUUCCCCGGAUCUAAUAAGUCCCUCGAGACAUCGGUUAAAGUAAUUCGGGCUAUUAAUGCUAUUCAUUGUAUAGACGUGGACACAUGGCUGGAUCGCGACGCCCAAUUGGCGCCGCCGUGCGGCCGCGUCGCCGAACAUCCGUCAUUUGCA